AUGGAAUCAUCUCGGAGUGAUUUGGAACGGAUCAAGGGACCAUGGAGCAGCGAAGAGGAUGAGCUUUUGGGUAAGUUAGUUGAGCGGCAUGGUGCUCGGAACUGGACGUUGAUUAGUAAGUCGAUUCCAGGGAGAUCUGGUAAGUCGUGCCGUUUGCGGUGGUGUAAUCAGCUUUCGCCGGAGGUUGAGCAUCGGUCGUUUACGGAGGAGGAAGAUAAGGUUAUUGUGGAGGCGCACAAGCGGUUUGGGAACAAGUGGGCGACGAUUGCUAGGUUGCUUAAUGGACGCACUGAUAACGCGGUGAAGAAUCACUGGAACUCGACUUUGAAGCGGAAGAGUUCUGCGGUCGAUGGCGGAGAGGAGCGGUCGGCGAGAGUGCUGAAGCGGUCGGAGAGCGGUGGUGCUGAUGUGACUGUCGCUAUGUCUAUGUCUAUGUCUGGCAGUCCUUCUGGAUCUGACAUCUGCGAUUCAGGUAACAAUAUUCCGUUUCUCUCCAUCGGAAAAAACGAUACAACCUCUUAUGGAUUGAUUGGAUUACAACCGCCGCCAUCGACGGCGUUAACACUUUCUCCGCCGGGAACAAGUUCGUAUGGUUACGAAGUCCGUGAUCAAGCGUCGCCGUUCGGUGCAGAGAUUCUUUCAGUGAUGCAAGAGAUGAUCAGGAAAGAGGUAAGAAAAUACAUGGAAGAAGAAGAAGAAGAAAGGUUGAUGCAGUGUGAAUCGAACCAAAACUAA
This is a messenger RNA of Lactuca saligna, 735 nucleotides long. The record is from the annotation of a GenBank genome assembly. NCBI's taxonomy places the organism in Eukaryota, Viridiplantae, Streptophyta, Magnoliopsida, Asterales, Asteraceae.